Molecule: messenger RNA, 465 nt
Organism: Colletotrichum truncatum
Lineage: Eukaryota; Fungi; Ascomycota; Sordariomycetes; Glomerellales; Glomerellaceae
Source: RefSeq, a predicted model, not a curated record
AUGAGUGCAAAUCCGAUAGUCCCCUACGAAAUCGCUGAGACGAUCCGCCGCAAAAAGGCAAAAUACUGCCGAUACGCAGACACGAACCAGUGGCACCUGUUCGACCAGAUCGCGCUGCCGGACGCGACGUUCAAGUUCGUCGACAAGAAGAACGAGGUGGUCAGGCAGAACGGCGCCGCGCACGAGUGGGGGUCGCUGGCCGAGUUCCAGGAGCACUUCACCAAGACCAACGCGCACAUCGACGCCAUCCACAUGGUCAACGCCGGCGAGCUCGAGAUGGUCGCCGACGACGAGGUCAAGGCCAUCUUUGGCGUGCUGUUCCACGCCGGCGCGCUCGACUCCGAGGCCGGGUUGCACUCUACUGGGGCCGGGCACUACCACGAGGUGUGGAAGAAGGUUGGGGAUGAUUGGUUUUUGAAGAGUUUGUGGAUGCAGUUGAUUUAUUGGAAGGUUCAGGUCAUUUGA